Messenger RNA from Spinacia oleracea (spinach), 1768 nucleotides. RefSeq lists its product as uncharacterized. Gene Ontology annotation, cellular component: RNA polymerase III complex; RNA polymerase I complex. Bases 189 to 1262 code for a protein of 357 amino acids. The record is from RefSeq and is a predicted model, not a curated record. Gene Ontology annotation, molecular function: DNA binding; protein dimerization activity. The transcript has 10 exons. Lineage: Eukaryota; Viridiplantae; Streptophyta; Magnoliopsida; Caryophyllales; Amaranthaceae. Gene Ontology annotation, biological process: DNA-templated transcription.
CUCUGUAUACACUCCUUUACUCUUACUCAUUAUUAGGUUUUUUCCACUCUCAAACGGCAGCCAAGUGAGCCAACCUCCUCCUCAAACGGUGUCGCUCGCCGGCUCGCCGCCUCUCCUCCGCCGUACCUGUCUUCUUCUCUAUUCCUUCUGUAACAUCCUUUAAGAUAAUAAUUUGGGGAGAAUCUACGAUGCCAAAACUACCAGAGCACCUCGAGCUCAAGCGCACUCGUGUCUCCUGCAAACUCGAUGCUCCUAAUGACACUGAGUCAGUUCUAUACUCUGGAGCAUACGCUUCAAUGGGCGUUGAUAAUUCGAGUUUGGAGAGUUUUUUCAAGGAAUUCAAUGUCGUAGUUAAUCGUCUUAGUGAAGAUGAUAUUGAAUUUGAUAUGAUUGGUAUUGAUGCUGCUUUGGCUAAUGCUUUUCGACGAAUUCUCAUUUCCGAGGUUCCGACAAUGGCCUUUGAGAAGGUUUUUAUAGCAAAAAAUACAUCAGUGGUUCAAGAUGAGGUUCUUGCGCACAGAUUGGGGCUUAUUCCCUUGAGAGUUGAUCCAAGGAUGUUUUCUUAUAAGUCAGAAAAGGAUGAACCAAAUGAGAAAAAUACCAUUGUUUUUGGACUUCAUGCUCAGUGUAACCGAGGUGAACCACGGCGUUCAGUCAAGUCAGAAGAACUAAAGUGGCUGCCAAAUGGGAGUAUGUUCUUGUUGGAGAUAGAAAAUAAAGUGUCAAGUUCAACUACAACACCCAGAACUUAUACUAAUUUUAAGUCUAGCCAAGAAACGCAACCUGAACUAUCUGAAAAUCCAAUUCAUCCUAAGCAUCCUGAUAUCACUAUUGCUAGAAUUGGGCCAGGGCAGGAAAUCGAACUUGAAGCACAUGCUGUUAAAGGUGUUGGCAAAGAACACGCAAAGUGGUCUCCAGUUGCCACUGCUUGGUACCGGAUGCUUCCUGAGGUUGUUCUCUUGCAAGAUAUUUGUGACGAGGAAGCAGAAAAACUGGUUGCAAAAUGUCCAGCGAAUGUUUUUGACAUAGAAGACACUCCAACUGGUAAAAAAGCAACAGCCCCACGACCAAGGGCCUGCACCCUUUGCAGAGAAUGCAUUCGAGAGGAAGGAUGGGACGAAAAGAUUGCUCUGCGACGGAAGAAAGAUCAUUUUAUAUUCACUGUUGAAUCAACCGGAGCAUUGCCUCCUGAGGUGCUAUUUACUGAAGCUGUGAAGAUCUUGGAAGACAAGUGCGAACGUAUCAUAACCGAACUGUCAUAAUAUCAAUUAGCUGGUGGAAAGGUACAACAACAACAACAACAACAAAGCCUUAGUCCCAAAACGUUUUGGGGUCUGGCUAACAUGAAUCGUCGUAGGAGAUCGUCAUGGUCACCAAUCAAAGUAGAAAGACAAUUCGGGAUUUUCGGGAUUAGGGAUUUUCGGGACCAGUAAUUUGGGUUGAUUUUGUGUGGCUUUGUUCUGGUCAAGUGUUUAGUCCUUAGUUCCUUACAUAUGUAAAAUAAGCAAGAUUAUUGAUGUGAAACCAGGACAAUUUACAAGCAAACCGUAAAUUAUCCCGUUAUAGUGGCCCAAGCCCAAAAAGCAAUUCUGUCAAAUUUUUCCGUUAAAAGGUAGUAAAAUCCAUAUUCUUUUAGGCGGUAAAAUCAAAACUUUUGAAUUCGUAGGUUGUAAAAUUAAAUUGGUGUUUUUUUAGGUUGUAAAAGAGUGAAUAUCCUUAUUUUGAACUUAUAAAACAUUUUUUUUAAUAAACAUGUUUCUUAAUUAAA